AUGUGCUUGACCAAGAAGUUCCGACGGUACGAGAGCGACGGCGACGUUGCGCUACCGACUUCGGCUCUGGAAGCGGCCAUCGAUCAGAACUGCGUGCCCAUCCUGGCAUCGAUUGAAGCCAGGAGGGCGACGCAGGCCAUCUGGGACGGAUCGCUGGUGCAGAAGUACUCACCGCAAGGAUAUACGUACUUUGUGCCAUACGACAGGAAGGACGACGGCGCAUUCUUAUCGCAUUUUGACCCUGCGCGAUUGGGUGUACCCAAGUACUCGUACAUCACCAACAUCUUCCUGUGGGUAUUUUUCCUGGCCAUCUUCACCGUGCAGACGAGGACGCUCAAGUCGUUCGACAUGUUCGAAGGUAUCCUGUGGGUGAUGGCCGCAGGCUACCUGGUGGAAGAUGCGUCGCGCUGGGUCAAGAUGGGUGGACUGGGUGCGAUCGAGUUCUGGACGGUCAUCGAUAUCUGCACGGACGGCCUUCUACUGGUCUCAUUCUGCUUCCGCGUGGCUAGCUUUGUGGCACACGGGAAAAGGUCGGAUUCGUACGAGCUGCGGACGUUCCAAUUCCUGGCGUGCGUCGCACCUCUGAUCUGGGUGCAGCUCCUCAAGGUAUUUGACGGUUUCGUCUACUUUGGCACGCUGACGGUCAUCAUCCUGCGCAUGUUUAAGGAGAGUGCCAUCUUUUUCACAUUGCUGGCCUUGGUCAUGGUCGGCUUUGGACAUGCAUUCCUUGCGCUCGACGCUGCGGACGAGGCGGUGGUGGACAACGUGCUGGUCAAAAUUAUCGACCUGCUCAUCCAGUCGGUGUUGGGCGGAGCCGACUUCGACCUGACGAGCGAGGAUGCGUUCGGAUAUCCAUACGGCCACAUCCUGUACUACGCGUACUGCUUUGUGACAGCGGUGAUUCUGCUCAACAUCCUCAUUGCCUUCUUUGGCACGGCGUACAGCGAUGUGGUGGACUCAGCCGACGAAGUGUACGCGGCCUUCUUCUGCCAGAAGGUGAUUUCGAUGGUGAGGGCUCCGGAUCAGUUUGUGUACCUGCCACCGUUCAACCUGCUGGAAGCGUUCGUCAUUGCGCCACUGGAAUGGGUCACAUCGCAAGAGACGUACGCCCGAAUCAACUAUACGGUGCAAUCGGUGCUCUUCGGCGUGCCGAUGAUGUGGAUCGCGUUUUAUGAAAGCAGAAAGGCGCGAAACGGGGGCUCGAUUCGACUUCCGAUGUUGGAGACGGAGGCUAGAGACCCCUCGCAAACGACGCUGAGCGGCACCGAGGAGGACCCGAUCGUACCAGAGAUGGAGGGAAGCGGGGGAUUGCAAAUCUCGCGAACCAAGUUCGAGGAUCUCGUAGGCAUGUUCCAGCGCUGA
Molecule: messenger RNA, 1362 nt
Organism: Sporisorium graminicola
Lineage: Eukaryota; Fungi; Basidiomycota; Ustilaginomycetes; Ustilaginales; Ustilaginaceae
Exons: 1
Coding region: 1-1362 (453 amino acids)
Source: RefSeq, a predicted model, not a curated record